CAUCCGUAGUUUACGAAAUCCAUAGUUUAAGUUUGGCCAGAUAAUUACAACACUCUUGAGGAGAGUUUAGUUCUAUUAUUCACAAUAACCUGUUUUUCAACCUUCGACUCUCUCGGCUGGUUAAACAUUCAACAACAUUCAAUUUCAGUAUACCUACUAUUCAUUCAGUGUUGUGCUGUGCAGCCCGAGUUAAGGCGAAGUGAAUAAAACGCCAGAAUAUUUUUAUUUAGGUUACGGCGACGGUCGAAUCGUUCACAAAAAUAAACAUUGUAACUAGGUAGCUUUAGCUAUAAUAAAAAGGCGUUUUCUCUUUUGUGCGACGUGCCUACGAACAAGACAUUUAACUAUUUUAUAUUAAGACAAUUCGGGAGUGUUAAUUAAAUAAUCCAAUAUGGGAUGUGCCACAGGGAUUGUUAAAUAUUUAGUGUUUUUAGCUAACCUUCUGUUUGCCUUAGCUGGCUUAGCUUUAAUAAUAAUUGGAAUAUUAAUAAAGUUCAAUGUCAGUGAAGUAACGAAGAUUCUUCCGACAGAUUUUGGUCUAGCUCCCAUUCUGUCAAUCAUAAUCGGCGCUAUCGUCUUCGUGACAGCUUUCCUUGGAUGUUGUGGUGCCGUCAAAGAAAGUACUUGCAUGUUAACAACGUAUGCAAUCAUUCUUCUCACUAUCUUCAUCUUACAAGUCGCCAUUGGAGUUUACGCAUUCUUGCAAAUUAGAGACAAGCCCGCUUUCAAUAAAGCUAUAGAGGAAAAUGUUAGAAAAACUUUCGACAAUAUGCGUCAAAGUCACGAAGCCAAUGAAACAAUGCAAAUCACACAAAGAUGGUUAAAAUGUUGCGGUGUCUUUGGACCAUACGAUUACGAAGACAGAAGCGAAAAGGUUCCCGUUAGCUGCUGUCAAAACAUUAAUGUCCAGUGCCCAAGUACGAAUAACGAAGUCCAUACCGAAGGAUGUGCACCUAAACUUCAACAAGAACUGGAAAAAAGUUCUAAGGUCAUUGGAGGCGUAGCUAUUGGAAUUGCCGUGAUUGAGAUCGUUGGAGCCAUCUUUGGAUUAUGUCUCGCCAGUUCGAUCCGAAACAGCUAUAGGAGACACAUAUACGCUUAAUACUCCUCAUUUUUUUGUAUUUUUUAUUUAUUUGUUAUACGUUUUCCUUCAGUUUAAUAUGUUUUUUGUUAAUUAAAAGUUUUUACUCUUUUGUACCUAAUAAAUAAGUACUGGAUCUAAUAAUAACUGAGAUGUAAUUUGUUAAAUUUGAAGAUCAACACAUUAUAGAGAUAUAUAUUUUGUAUAUUUAACAUAGU
Molecule: messenger RNA, 1299 nt
Organism: Psylliodes chrysocephalus
Lineage: Eukaryota; Metazoa; Arthropoda; Insecta; Coleoptera; Chrysomelidae
Source: the annotation of a GenBank genome assembly